Arabidopsis thaliana (thale cress) is the source of this 2370-nucleotide messenger RNA. RefSeq names its product response regulator 3 (gene RR3). The record is from RefSeq and is marked reviewed. Gene Ontology annotation, biological process: phosphorelay signal transduction system; cytokinin-activated signaling pathway; circadian rhythm. The transcript has 6 exons. Gene Ontology annotation, cellular component: nucleus. NCBI's taxonomy places the organism in Eukaryota, Viridiplantae, Streptophyta, Magnoliopsida, Brassicales, Brassicaceae. Bases 441 to 1118 code for a protein of 225 amino acids.
AGUCUUUGGUGGGCUAAACAAAUCCUUUAAAAUCUUCAUAUAGAUUUCUUUCCAUUAUUUAUUUUAUCCAUUAUCAAAGUCUUUUUUUUUUUUAAAUUUCUUUCUCUCGUUGUCUCCUUGGAAAUUACUUUCAUCAUUUAAAAAACUUGCUUACUCCGUAAACCAAAGCUAGAUCCAAUUAGUCUUAUUUCCUUUUUAUUCGUCUCUCUCUCACUAUCCGAGAUUUGGGUUGAAAAAUACAAACCCCCUUUUAUUUCUCCUCUUCUCUCCUACAAGCUCAUUCAGAACUCUCAACAUUUCCGGUAGAGAAAAAAAAACCGUUUUUUUUUUAAUCUCUUUCUAAAGAAGGAUAUCAAAACAAAACACAAAGUUGAAAACUUUGCAUCUGGGUUUGUCUAUUUUAGAUUCAGAUCUUAGUUUUUUUCGAUUGAAUAUCUACAAUGGUAAUGGAAACAGAGUCAAAGUUCCAUGUUUUAGCUGUUGAUGAUAGUCUUUUUGAUCGGAAAAUGAUUGAGAGAUUGCUUCAAAAGUCUUCAUGUCAAGUAACUACAGUUGAUUCAGGCUCUAAAGCUCUGGAAUUUCUGGGUUUAAGAGUAGAUGACAACGACCCAAAUGCACUCUCUACAUCGCCACAAAUUCAUCAGGAAGUUGAAAUAAAUCUAAUAAUUACAGAUUACUGUAUGCCUGGCAUGACUGGUUAUGAUUUGCUCAAGAAAGUUAAGGAAUCAGCGGCGUUUAGAAGUAUACCUGUAGUUAUAAUGUCAUCUGAGAACGUUCCUGCAAGAAUCUCCAGAUGUUUGGAAGAAGGAGCUGAAGAGUUUUUCUUGAAACCAGUGAAGUUAGCUGAUCUUACCAAGUUGAAACCUCAUAUGAUGAAAACGAAGUUGAAGAAAGAAAGUGAGAAACCAGUUGCCAUAGAAGAGAUUGUGGUGUCUAAACCGGAGAUAGAAGAAGAAGAAGAAGAGUCAUCAGUGAUUGAAAUCUUGCCUCUCCACCAAGAAAUUGAAUCCGAACAACUUGAACCAAUGUUGAGUAGUAAUAAGAGAAAAGCAAUGGAAGAAGUGGUUUCUACUGAUCGAUCACGUCCUAAAUACAAUGAUAUCACAACCUCGGUCUGAAGGAGGACUAACGCAACCCGAGAAGCCACUACAAGACCUAUAUGGAGAAUGCCAACAGAAUCUCUCAGUAGAAGAUCUGCUAACUCUUGCAUCUGAAGCAAACAACAACGGACUGCAAGGAGGACUAACGCAACCCGAGAAGCCACUACAAGACCUAUAUGGAGAAUGCCAACAGAAUCUCUCAGUAGAAGAUCUGCUAACUCUUGAAUAUGAAGCAAACAACAACGGACUGCUAGGAGUAAUACCGCAGCAACAUCGUUAUCAUCAGGAAAAAGAGACAAUGCAGACACAAGGAGAUCCACUAAAUCGAAUACCUAUUCAAUCAGAAGCUUCAAACCAUUCAGAUAGUGGUGAUAGCACACUAACAAUGGCUCAAAACCAGGAUGGUCUCGGACACAGUAGUUGUUUUAUUCUCUGUCAAUUUACUUCUCUCCCCUAGAUUAGCUUUCUUCGUUUUUUUCUUUUAUUUUUCAUGCUGUUAAACCCACAAGAUUUUUGGGAAGUUUCUUGCUACUAGCUUAAGAAUCCAAAACUAUUGCAAAGAUUGAAGCUUUCGAGAAUUAGUAAUGAAUCUUAUCAAAACUAACAGCUACAUUUACUAGCUUAAGAACCAUUAAACGAAUUGUAAAAUUCUCUCAUCUUGUGGGUGUAACAGCAUCAAAGAUCUAAAUCCAAUCUUAUCAAAAAUUGGAAGUGGUCGAAAGUUUUGGCCUUUUGAUACGAACAAGCUUCAAAGAUAUAAUUCCUGAGAUUGAAGAUGAAAUUUUUAUGAUUUGUUCCCUUUGGAAACGAAAACUGUAUUAAGAGAGCUAUUUGUCCCACAUCGGAAAAACAAAACGUUUUGUUGUUGUAUAUAAUAGGGAAGGUAGCGAGUAUUGUACGUCGAACUCAGUAACGCGGGCUUGUGAUCCAAGUGGAGACAAUAAGGGGAUGGGACGUUGGGUCGAUCUCAUUGGGCCGGGUUCGGGUUGGGCUAUAUUCUGGCCCGCCCAUUCCAAGUUGGGAGUUGAGGCAUGGGCUUCGAGCGAAGGCUCGGGUCUCAUGUCUUCUAGAGUGGGGGAGACCGCGUGAGGCUGGUUUCACAGAGCAGCGUCCACCUCCCGCUCUUGACGGUGGAAGGAUUACGGGCCAUUGCCUUCCGAGCCCACUAUGACCCAAUAAGCCGCUCCGAUUGGACCAUCACUUUUUUAUUUUCUCUUUCUUAUUUUUUUGUGUACUCUCUCGUUUUUUUCAGUAUUUCAAAACUGGACAA